This is a messenger RNA of Seminavis robusta, 1347 nucleotides long. The record is from the annotation of a GenBank genome assembly. Lineage: Eukaryota; Bacillariophyta; Bacillariophyceae; Naviculales; Naviculaceae.
AUGAGCCAAGAAUUAGUGCGAGAAAAAGAUGUCUCUACCGAUACCGCCAAUAGUAAUGCCUGGUGCUGUACUGCCCUGUGGGAUUCCACAACCCAAAAACCCAUACUACAACCCAUUAUCACUACUAGUACUACUAGUACUAGUACUACUGGAUACCAUGAUGACAUGGAUGAUGAUAUCAGAAGAAGAAGAGACACUUUGGUAGUCAAUGGACUGGAUCUCACUACAGCACCCGAUUGGAUGGAAUGGAUUGCAAGUUGCGAGGACCGAGAUUCCGAUGAGGGAGGAGCUGGAGCCUAUGACACGAUGAGAUGUGAUUUGAUUGUCUUUCACAAGGGCGAAGAAGCGACGAACGGAGACAGACGACACUCUUGUUGGGGAGAAGACUUUCAUUUGGAUCGACUCCAACAGUCUUAUCUGUCAUUGCUCGAGUCGCCACAACGGGACCAAAAAGUGCCCACAGACCAAACCCUACAAAUGGCACGAGAAGAAUCCAAAUUAUUGCUGCAAGCAUUGAUACGAGAGGCAAAGAAUUCUUGUGCUUGCAUGGGUCUUUCUGCGGCCAGCUUGCAGCAGCAACAACAACACGACAACAACCCCCAUCAAACUUGGAUUCAAAUCCUCAAACUGACCUUACUAUGGUCCAUUCCCAAAACUACUAGACAGCAACAACAAGAGUCAUCCAUUGUGGUCCGUGGUCAUGCUUGUUCCAAUGGCAAGUUGGAUUCCGUCUUUCAGCCCGUCCAACCCAUUGUGGUCACGGGGGCCAUACUAAAACAACAGAAUCAUGAUGUGGACAAAGACCUACUACCUACUCGUUUCCAAAACCCACAAAGCAAGGUGGCGUCAUGGUGCAAACAGCGCAAAAAGAUGGACAAUCCAGAAACCUACAAACCACCCGGAGUGUCUGAAGUUCUCAUGCUCAAGCAAAAUAAUGACGACUCUUUGGAACUACUGGAAGGACUCUCUUCCAACGUCUUUGUCGUCUACAAAGAUGGCACAUUACGGACGGCUCACAAAGGAGUCCUGUUUGGGUAUGUCAGACAUUUGGUCCUGCAAUUUGCUGACAAGUGCAAUCUGCAAGUGGAUACCACCAGCGCUACUCUACAAGAUGCCGUAGAUGGCAAAUGGUCCGAAGUAUUCAUUACUUCCUCGUCUCGCUUGAUUUAUCCCAUUAGUCGCAUUCUUCUGCUCAAGAAGGUGGACGAUGGUAGUGGCGGAUUUGAAGAAUUCUGGCGAGAUCCGAGGCUGACGGCGACAAACGACGAGGGAGCUCUUUCGCCGCCACUACCAAAAUGGCAGGAGUUGUUGGAGGAGAUUCUUCGAAGUGCGGGUUACGAAAAGUAA